This is a messenger RNA of Thlaspi arvense, 3387 nucleotides long. The record is from the annotation of a GenBank genome assembly. NCBI's taxonomy places the organism in Eukaryota, Viridiplantae, Streptophyta, Magnoliopsida, Brassicales, Brassicaceae.
AACAGAACAAACAAAAAAAGGCCAUUGCUUUCUUCUUCUUCAUUCUCUCUUCCCCUCUCUCUCUCUCUCUCUCUCUCUCUCUCUUUUUUUUUUUUAUCGCGGAGAGAGAUUUCCUUCAACUUUACUUGCGUUUAUCUCUUCAAAUUGAAAACCCUAGCAAUCUCAGCUGAUUUUUAACUCAACCCUUCUUCUUAAUUUUGUUUUUUUUGUUUUUGUCGUUAUAUCUCUCGUUGAGAAGCCACCCAUCUCAAAAGAUUAGGAAAACCCUAGAGGAGAAAAGGGAGGGAACCGGAUUCUCUUUAUGCCCUCUUGUUUGUGAUUUCUAGAGCUUCGCUUUAUCGAACCCAAACCUCUUGUUUUUAAUUGUUGAUCAUGGAGAGAUCCGAUUCCAGGGAUUUGUACAACUUUGUUCGCGCUUCCUCAGAUCAAAAUAGUUCACUCUUUGAUGCAUCUCAAUACGAGUUUUUUGGUCAGAAUCUGGACGAAAUGUCGUUGGGAGGUUUUGACGAUGAUGAAGUGAUUGCUCCUGUUCUUGGGCAUGCUGAUGAUGAUGAGUAUCACUUGUUUGAUAAAGGAGAGGGUGCAGGUUUGGGAUCUUUAUCUGAUAUGGAUGAUCUUGCGACAACUUUUGCAAAGCUCAACAGAGUUGUUACCGGACCCAAACACCCUGGAGUUAUUGGUGACAGAGGAUCAGGAUCCUUUUCAAGAGAGAGUUCAUCUGCUACCGAUUGGACACACGACACAGAGCUCACAAACUGGUUGGACGAACAAGAUCAAGAAGCUAAUAGAUGGUCCUCACAGCCACAAUCAUCUGCUCAUUCAAAACCUUUGUACAGGACAUCCUCCUAUCCUCAGCAGCAACCGCAGCUGCAGCACUACAACAGUGAACCAAUAAUUGUACCGGAAUCAGCUUUUACCUCCUUUCCCCCGCCUGGCAGCAGAUCUCCGCAGGCUUCACCGGGAAACCUCCACCGCGCUCCUUCUCUUCCUGGCGGUGCCCAGCUGGCCUUCAAUGCACCUUCCCCGCUGUCAAGUUCCAGUUUCCAUCUUUCAGGACUGUCUCACGGGCCCCAAUAUGGCGGUAAUUUGGCUAGAUAUGCCUCGUGCGGUCCUACGCUUGGCAACAUGGUGCAGCCUCAUUGGGUCACUGAUCCUGGUCUUCUGCACGGAGAUCACUCUGGUUUGUUACAUAGUCUGGUGCAACAACAGCAUCAACAAUUGCCUCCUCGAAAUGGUCUCAUGUCGCAACACAUGAUCGCCCUCCAGCAGAGACAAUCGUAUGCUCAACUCGCGGCGCUACAGUCCCAAAUGUAUAGUUCCUAUCCUUCGCCGUCACGCAAAGGACCUCCUGGGGUUGGUGAAGUCAGGGAACACAAACAUAAGUCGUCUCAUAGAAGUCGGAAGAACAGAGGCAUCUCUCAACAGGCAUCAGACGCGGCUAGUCAGAAAAGUGAAAGUGGAUUGCAGUUUAGAUCAAAAUACAUGACUUCAGAAGAAAUAGAGAGUAUACUGAAGAUGCAGCAUUCUAAUUCACACAGCAAUGAUCCUUAUGUCAAUGAUUAUUACCACCAAGCUCAGCUUGCCAAGAAGUCUGCCGGAUCUAGAGCAGUCUCUCACUUCUAUCCUUCUCAGUUAAAAGACCACCAGCCUCGGUCUCGUAAUAGUUCUGAACAGCAUCCACAAGUCCAUGUAGACGCCCUUGGAAAGAUUACACUUCCUUCUAUCCGCAGGCCGCGUGCCUUGCUCGAGGUUGACUCUUCUCCUGGUUUUAACGACGUGAGUGGAGAUCAUAAGGGCUCGGGAAAGCAUUUGGAGCAGGAACCUCUUGUUGCAGCUAGGGUUACGAUUGAAGAUGCUCUCGGAGUUCUUAUUGACAUAGUUGACAUUGACAGGACUCUCCAAUCCACAAGGCCACAAGACGGAGGUGCUCAGAUCAAGAGAAAGCGGCAGAUCCUGCUAGAAGGACUAGCGACAGCACUUCAGCUUGCUGAUCCGUUCAGCAAAACCGGUCAGAAAUCCGGGAUGACUGCUAAGGACGAUGUUGUCUUCUUACGCAUAGCGACUCUUCCCAAGGGUCGGAAGAUGCUUACAAAGUAUAUACAACUUCUAGUUCCGGGUACUGAGAUCGCUCGAGUUGUCUGUAUGGCUAUAUUCCGCCACUUGAGGUUUCUAUUCGGCGGCAUGCCUUCAGAUACUUUAGCAGCAGAGACGAUUGCUAAUCUUGCCAAAGCAGUCACCGUCUGCGUCCAAGCCAUGGACCUUCGAGCACUGAGUGCUUGCCUUGCAGCUGUGGUCUGUUCUUCAGAGCAGCCACCUCUGCGUCCUAUUGGGAGUUCCGCUGGGGACGGUGCUUCAGUUGUCUUGAUCUCUCUCCUUGAGAGAGCUGCUGAAGCAGUUGCGGUUCCUCGUGUCGUCCAUGGGAAUUCUAAUGAUGGUCUCUGGAGAGCCUCGUUUGAUGAGUUCUUCAACAUUCUUACCAAAUACUGCAGGAGCAAGUAUGAGACCAUCCGAGGUCAGAACCAAGGGAGUGCAGCGGAUGUAUUGGAGCUGGCGAUAAAGAGGGAAAUGCCCGCUGAGCUUCUUCGUGCGAGCCUCCGUCACACCAACGACGACCAGAGGAACUAUUUAUUAAACUUUGGUCGUAAACCGUCGGCUAUUAGUGAGUCGGCGUCUCAUGCAAGGGGUGGUCAGAUCAACUCUGAAUCUGUGAGAGGUUAAUCAAAGAGAGAGGCAGAGAAGAGAAGUAAACUCAGGAGCCGUGGAUCAAAAACAAUCUAAGGGGGUGUGUGUGUGGGGACUCAGGAGCCGUAACUUGUAAGUAACCUGGUGGUGUAGGGGAAUGAAGGGUUUCAGGUGACAAGUGCUUUUAGAAUAUGCAUUUUCUUCUUCUUCUUCUUCUUUUUUCCUUUUUUACUUUGAACUCUUUUACUUAUAAUUAUGAUGGACAAAUGCAAACUCUGCUUGGUUGUGUAUUUAUGAUGAUGGGAAAGAAUGUGAAACAUGGGAAGUAGGUUAUCGGAAGAAGUGAUGUCUUCUCCGAGGGGAGCUAUGUUUUUUAGUGCUCUUUUAUAUUGAAAUCUCCAUUGUUAGAGAAUAUAGGAGUUUGGGAAGAGGAUAUUUAGUGUUUGUGUACAGAAUGAUGAUGAACCCUUUAUCCGGAGAAUAGUUUGAGGUUGGAGCUUAGAGCAGAGGAUUAGUUGCUAUUCUUCUUCGAUUAACAAGGUUUAGGUUCUGGAAGCAGCUGGGAAAUGGGAGUUAAUAGUUUGGUAUUAUCUGAUAUGAUAUGUCUCUAUUUCUUUUAAAACUGUGGUGUCGUGUAAUAUUAUUAUUCGGAACACACAAAACCCUCUUUUGGAAACUCUUGGAUCCUAUCUCUUUCUUUCUUAU